Molecule: messenger RNA, 782 nt
Organism: Annulohypoxylon maeteangense
Lineage: Eukaryota; Fungi; Ascomycota; Sordariomycetes; Xylariales; Hypoxylaceae
Product: DASH complex subunit Hsk3 like-domain-containing protein
Exons: 4
Coding region: 260-565 (101 amino acids)
Biological process (GO): attachment of spindle microtubules to kinetochore
Cellular component (GO): DASH complex
Source: RefSeq, a predicted model, not a curated record
UCCCAACUUGCAACAACAGAACUUACGACACCCGAGUUCAAUUAGAAGCUAGGCAACCGUUUCGUAAAUUGAUUAGGAAUUGAGCGUGUCUUGAGCACUAGAUCUCGUCGUUUCGCGCGUCCAUACUACUCGAAAAUCCACGCUGCGCUGCGUGCGCGUCGAGCGAACGAGUUUCGGAACGAAGGCAGACACCGAUGUCCGGGGGACAAUUUGACGGCCCAGCUCAGAGGAAUCAAAUAUAAGAUAAGGCAGGAUUGGCAUGGCUUCCAGAGGAGACCGCACAACCGCGAUGCAGAGCUCCACGAGACCCUCGAUGGCGCCCCAGGGCUCGACAUCUUCUGGAGGAGCGGUUAAGUCGAGGCAAUUGACACACCUCCACUCCCAGCUCGCGCAACUCUCGGCGAAUCUGGCGGACACGGAGAACCUCCUGCGCAUGACGAGCGUUCAGGCUGAGGCCAUGAGGGGCCUAGGGAGUUGGCAUGGCGGACUAUUCAUGGCGGCGAGUAAAGUACUAGGUGAAGAGUCGGUGAAGGAACAGUCGCAGACGUCGCAACGAAAGAGUUGAUGGGCGGGUAUUAGAGAAUAUGGGUUAUCGAGUGCGGAAACCACUGUUGAUUGCUUCUAGGACGAGUAGCUGAACCGAGUAGAACUGAGCUACGCAGCAACAUUACCUCAAUUACUAGAGACGUGUGACGACAAGGAAUUUUAAUACAGGUUACCUGAAAUGGUGCCAUGAAAUUACCUAUCUGAGACUUGCUCCUUUAUUUGAUGAUGCAUAUAAU